Molecule: messenger RNA, 1188 nt
Organism: Durio zibethinus
Lineage: Eukaryota; Viridiplantae; Streptophyta; Magnoliopsida; Malvales; Malvaceae
Product: eukaryotic translation initiation factor 4E-2-like
Biological process (GO): translational initiation
Cellular component (GO): eukaryotic translation initiation factor 4F complex
Molecular function (GO): RNA 7-methylguanosine cap binding; translation initiation factor activity
Source: RefSeq, a predicted model, not a curated record
UGGGGGUCGGAAAAAAUGGAUCUGACCUACAGAUUUGGGCCAUUUUACAAGGUCCAUGGGCCUAUGGCUUCGGCCCAAAAUAACAAUCAAGUCAGUGUACAAUGUAACAAAGUAGGUGCGUUUGGGUCAUUUUAUAAGAUCCAUGGGCCAUUGGCUUUGGGCAAUCGAAAAAUCAAGAAAGAAAGCCUCUAUUUGCUCUGUUGCAAAAAGGGUCACCGAAAGCGAAGAGAGAGAGAGAGAGAGAGAAUGGGGAUCGAGGAAAGCCUCAAAUGUUUGAGCAACAACGAAGAAGAGAACAAGAAGCCUAACCCUAAUGUGAAAGAGGAUGAAGAGGAGGAGCUGGAGGAAAGGGAGAUCGUAGGGGAAGAGGAUGAUGCGACGUCUUCUUCAUCAAAGAAAGUUGUGGUUGAGCAGCCCCACCGGCUGGAGCACUCGUGGACCUUCUGGUUGGAUAACCGGUUUGGCAAAUCCAAGACUGCUACUUGGGGUAGUUCUAUGCGCCCUAUUUACACUUUUGCCACCGUCGAACAAUUCUGGGGUCUUUACAAUAGCAUACAUCAUCCAAGCAAGUUGGCUGUGGGAGCAAACUUUCAUUGUUUCAAAUAUAAGAUUGAGCCAAAGUGGGAAGACCCUGUCUGUGCUAAUGGAGGCAAGUGGACUGUAACCUUCCAGAGGGGGAAGUCAGAUACGUGCUGGCUGUACACGUUGCUGGCUUUGAUUGGAGAACAGUUCGAGUAUGGUGAUGAGAUCUGUGGAGCGGUUGUUAAUGUGAGAGCCAGGCAGGAAAAAAUAGCACUGUGGACCAAGAAUGCUGCCAAUGAAGCUGCGCAGAUAAGCAUCGGGAAACAGUGGAAAGAGUUACUUGAUUACAAUGAAACUAUAGGCUUCAUAUUUCAUGAGGAUGCAAAGAAGCAUGAAAGAGGUGCCAAGAAUCGCUACAAUGUAUGACUUUUAGAGUUAUUCUCUACUAGAUGCUAAGAGCGACACAAGACUGAAAGCAAUCUGUGCUUCCCUUGUUUGCCUCCUUUCAAGUUCUGAUUUGUUUCACCUAUGGCUAUUUCUACAAAGAUUUUUAGCUAUGUAAUCGAAUGUUAAUACUGCCUUAAAUUGCAGUUUGCUGACCAUUUAUAGGAUCUUUAUCUGUCAGGACUCCAUUUUGUUCUAAGGUUUUGUCAUGUUUAUAGUUCU